AUGACAACACUAAAGGUGUCCAAGGAUCUGAACAAGACUACUCUAGAGGAACUUAUAACUUCUUUGAGAAGUCAUCAGAUCAAGAUGGAGGAAGAUGAGACUCCGAAAAAGAUCAAACACGAGGAUUUGAAAAGAAUCUAUGUAGCUGUCUCUAAAGCCCUUAGUGAGUUGAAGAAAUAUAAUCCUAAUCAGAAAGAGAAGCUUUCUAUUAUUGAAAAAGAUAUCUCUACUCUAAAAAGAAUUGAUCCUGAAAAGUCAAAGAUAGAUGAAAAGCUUGCAAAUAUGAAGAUCACAUACUCAAAAUCUCAGGGUGUUCAACUUGAAACAAAACAUUCAGUACCAGAAGCUAUUGAAAUAUCAAAAUAUGUUGACACACCAAUACCUCAAAAGAAGCACAGGCAAAGAACCUCUCACUUUGAAGAACUUAUUCUUGGUGACAAGUCAGAACCUAUCAGGACAAGAUCUUCAUUCAGAUUUCAAUUAGAUCCUAGAGAAUCUCAUUUAACUGUUGUUAAGAUAAUCUUUAGAUAUUUGAGAGGUAUUACUAACAUUGGUUUUUUUUAUAAGAAAUCAAAAGAUUACAACUUAGUAGGUUUUUGUGAUGCUGAUUAUGCUGGAGACAGACUUGAAAGAAAAAGAACCAGUGGAAGUUGUCAGUUUCUAGGUGAAAAUAUAAUCUCAUGGUCCAACAAGAGACAAUCAACUAUUUCAUUAUCAACAGCAGAAGUUGAAUACAUUACAGCUUCUGGAUGUAUCCCUCAGAUCCUCUGA
Molecule: messenger RNA, 771 nt
Organism: Lathyrus oleraceus (garden pea)
Lineage: Eukaryota; Viridiplantae; Streptophyta; Magnoliopsida; Fabales; Fabaceae
Exons: 4
Coding region: 1-771 (256 amino acids)
Source: RefSeq, a predicted model, not a curated record